UGUAAGACGGCCCUGCAGAGAGGAGCAGCACACAUCACAGCAACAUCAUCAUACUGUCAACAGGCAAUAAUGGAUUCUCUCUUCAGAGGCACCCUGUGGACCAUACUCAUCCUCUUCACACUGCCACACCUCGCCUGCAACAUGCUGUGCCCCGGCAGCUGCCUGUGUAACUUUAAAGGUGCCGUCAAGUGUGUUGGCGACGCCAUCACAGAUAUACCACAGAACCUGUCCGUCCACACGUACGAGCUGCAGCUUAAUGGCACCGGCAUGAACAUCAUCAAUGAGCAGAGCUUGGCUGACCAGGACCUGCUGUUGCGUUUCAGUCUGACAUACAGCCACUUACAUGCUAUCCAUCCCAAUGCCUUCCACGUUGCUCCACAGCUCAAGACUGUCAAGCUGUCGUCCAACGAUCUCUCUACCAUCUCUGCUCGGGUCUUCAGUCCGUUGGCGACACUGGAGCAACUGUUUUUAGAUGGGAACCAGUUGGAGACCAUAGCUCCGGAUAUGUUUGAAGGACUGGUUACUUUGCUGCAACUGGACCUGAGCCGGAACAAACUGACCAGUCCUGCUUCAGAUGUUUUCGAUGGACUGACCAAACUCACCUUCCUGAACCUUGGCAGGAACUCCAUAAAUAAGCUUCCACCAACCAUCUUCCACUCCUUGACUAAUCUUCUCCAGCUCAUGAUCUAUAACAACGAGUUAGAGGAGCUAGAAGCUGGGAUUUUUGAUAAACUUGUCAACCUUGUGGAGCUAAAGAUCCACCAUAACCAGAUUACCAUCCUUCCCCCUCAGGUAUUUUGGUCACUGAAGAACCUUAAGACCCUCACCCUCUCCUCCAACCAACUUCAGGCUAUCCCAGAAAAGACCUUCUACAACAUGCCAAAGCUGACCAAGCUCACCAUUUACAACAACCCGCUAUUAUCUUUACCAGACCAGCUAAUGGGUCACAUGCCUGAUAUGACAGACUUGUAUCUGUUUGGUACUAAUCUCACCACUGUUCCUGGAAAUGUGUUCGCAAACAUGUCAGGACUUUUGAGGCUUAACUUCCAUUUAAACGACAAGCUGAGGGAGUUGCCUUCGGACCUCUUCUGCUGCCUUCCCAAGCUCGAGAAGCUGUCAUUGAAAUUCAACGACCUCCUUUAUCUACAUCCCCAGCUGUUCUCCGGACUAACCACACUUGGCAUACUGCUUCUCAAUGACAAUACGCUGAAGAGCCUACCAGAUAACAUCUUUCAGGGCCUUGGAGGGGUUUUGACAGUUGAUUUGAAGAAUAACCAUCUCGAGACUCUUUCAGGAGAUACUUUCUUGUCAAAUUCAGUUUUGAAGGCUCUUAAUCUGGGUGGCAACCCCUGGGACUGUACUUGUAGUAUUAGAGGUAUUGCAAAAUGGAUAAGAAAACAUGAGCAUGUUGUUCUUGACGGACAGGAUGUGAUAUGUCAUAGUCCUGUGUACCAACUGCUCCGUACCAUUGGCUCUCUGCAGGAUGAGGAAUUCAACUUUUGCGAUGCUAAGACACUCAAGUCAAGUUAUUUGUUCACCACACAAACACCAGUUGUUGCUUCAACCACCACAAUGCCCACCACAAUGCCGACCACAAUGCCCACCACAAUGCCCACCACAAUGCCUACCACAAUGCCUACCACAAUGCCCACCACAAUGCCCACCACAAUGCCUACCACAAUGCCUACCACAAUGCCUACCACAAUGCCCACCACAAUGCCCACCACAAUGCCCACCACAAUGCCCACCACAAUGCCCACCACAAUGCCCACCACAACAUCGGGGACCACUGAAGGCGCUACCCAACAAGUCACCAUCCUUACAACCACUCCAACUACAAAACCAUCUGCCCCACCCUCCACCAUCUUAUCCACAAUUCUCACCACCAACGAGCCUAACGAGGAGUUUCCUCCCAAGACUGAGAAGCCCUCGUCUCAUUACAAGUCGGCUAAUUUCUAUGACACACUGGUGAUUGAAGAGGGGCCGGAGUUUGUUCACCACAACCUUCACAAGGGCUGGGUGUACGUGUGGUUUCUGCCCUCGGAUGCGGCCUUGACCGGGCUACUCAUGUUCUGCUAUAUCCUUCUUGUGGCUGCAGGCUUGUUCCUCAUUUUUGCUGCCGUGUUUUGCAUGUAUCGCCUCAACAACAGCAUGGAUAAGCUCAAGGCUGAGUGUGCACAUCCCCCGGAGCUGACGAAGAAAAUGUUUGACUGUGGUAAAAUAAAAAUGGACCUGCCCCUGAAGCUUGAAGUGCUCCUUCUUCUCUGCUCUUUCCACACUGUUGUUUGGGCGUGUCCAAAUGGAUGCUUGUGUCAAGGAACCCAAAUCUUCUGCAACGGGCUCUCAGGCUUCCCCACGAGUGUGCCCUCAGCAACCACAGCCACCUACCUCACCAAUUGCAGUAUCUACUCCCUGAAACCAGAGGACCUGACUGAUUUUUCUGAUGCACUUGAGAUCUUUUUUAUGAAAGACACAGUUUUAAGGGAAGUACGCACGGGCACCUUUGAUUUAUCUCCGAAUGUGGGUGUCUUAGGGUUUACUACAACUGAAUUACAAGAUCUCCCUGAAGCCUUGUUCCAAAAUAUUCCGAAACUCAAGUCUCUGAAUCUGAAGAGCAACAAGCUCCUGGUACUCCGCCCUAACUGGUUUUCCACGUUGGCAGAGCUACGACUCCUUGACCUCAGCAAAAACCUUUUCACUUCUGUACCUGUAGAAACUUUUCACCCUCUUGCUGAACUGCAGAUCCUUCUUUUUUCUGGAAACAAUAUCAGUCAUCUACCUAGAGAGACAUUCAAGGGUCUUUCAAAGCUGAAAACCUUACGGCUUAACAAAAACUCUCUACAGGAAAUACCCCUUGGAAGUUUGGAUGACCUUGGAGAACUGGAGGAACUAUCCCUACAUGACAAUCUAAUCACUCAUCUCCACCAGGAUCUGUUCUCCAAGACUUUGAAACUCCAGAAGCUGUACCUCUCCAACAACAGGCUCAGAUCUCUUCCACAAGGGAUCUUCUUAAGCCUGCCCAUUCUUUCCCAGAUCUCCUUGUAUGAAAACAAGCUGGAGAGUCUGGGGCCAGGAGUGUUUGGGCCCAUGGCGCUGCAGGAGUUGUGGCUGUAUGACAACAAACUGAGUCAUGUGGAGGAUGACACAUUCAGAAACCUGACACAGUUGCGUCUCCUGGUCCUCAGUCGCAACCAGAUCAGCUCUGUAUCCACCAGGGCCUUCGGAGGGUUGGAGCAGCUUGGAGAGGUAUCACUUCACACUAAUCUGCUCACAACACUGCAAGCUGGGACUUUCCAAGAUCUGCCAAGUCUGGUCAACAUUUCCUUGGAGCAUAACCUCAUCAGCACCCUACCUGUGGGAUUUCUCCAGGGCGUGAGCAACCUGGGACAGAUAGACCUGCAAAAUAACUCCCUUCCCAAUCUGCCACAAGAGAGUCUAGAUGCGCUCAGUUCAGUAAAGGAGGUUCUCUUGCAGCAGAACCCCUGGAGGUGUGACAGGGAUAUUCUGCCACUUAGAAACUGGCUGAAACAGCACCCAUCCAAGGCCAACCAAACGCUUGUUUUGUGUGAAGCACCUUUAAAUCUGAAUGGCGAGGUAAUCGCUCUGCUGGAGGAUGAGAACUUCCUGUCCUUCGGCUCUACAGAGGCUCCUGUGUUGACCUCAACGGAGAAGAGGAGGAAACCACAGACUCCACCAGCGAGACGAAGCACUUCCUCACCUGUAGUCAAGACCACCGCUGCCUCAGAGAGUGGCAGUGAGGAGGUCACCAGUGGUGGGCAAGGGGAGAAGGAUACUGUUUCUAAUGAUAACUCAAUCAUCCUCAUCGUCAUCGCAGUAGUGGCCACUGUCAUCAUCAGCACUGUCAUCAUCGGCUUAGUGUGCUGGAGGAAGAACAAGAGAGGCAGGGGAAAUAUUGGCCGCAGAAACAAGAACUCUGUGCUGUAGAUGAGACCACCCAAUUUUAGCAACCCAAGAACUAUUAAAGCCAAGGGAAAAUGCUAACUGGUUAUUGUGGCUUAGUUGGAAAAUGUGGAGCCCGGAGUUGGUUUAAGCUUCAAAAGCAACAGAAUUAACCACUUCAUUUCAAUUCAGAUGUACCAGCUAAAACAAACAAGUCAACUUUUGAAUUAAUCAGCUUUCAAUUUAAAUGAUUUUAUUUGUAAUGAAUUUACCAGCCAGUUUUCCCUCAUGUGUGCUGUAAAAAGACAACUGAUAUAGUAUUGACUAAUGGUGAAAACACCACAUUGCCAUCUUGUGGGCAACAUGGACAUUUCGGGGAAGGGAAGCUCAGAUGCUCUGAAACAAUGUAUUUCUUAUUGCAGACUUAAUGCUGCCUUCAGUACUUUGUGAAAUCAAUUCCUAUAGUUGCAGUUUGACAAUGAUUUUUUGUGCUAACAAUACUUUUAGGAGACAGGUUUACUUUUUGCAAAACGGCAAUCGUUAAAAAAUAUUUUGACUCGACUGUAACACAACUCAUACUAUGGUUUCACACUUACAAUGCAAAAUGUUACUAUAAGUUGAAUAAAUGCACUAUUUUUAGUGGGAGCAAUCUUAUAUUGUGUUAAUUAUUUACUUUGCUAUUUUGUAUUACACUCAAGCUUAACCUCAUUGAAUCUGAGAACAAGUUAUCUUUUAUUUACACAUUAUUCAGGAUUCAAUAUUUCAAUACAAUUGAAAAGUAGUAUUACACUGACAUAUUCUUUCAUACAUUAUAUGAAAAAUAAAAUAUACAUUAACACAUCAAAAAGUCGGAAUUAUGUUAUUUACCCAGAAGGCAAAUGUCUAUUUUUUGCAGCAUGUUGAUUCUAUGACUAAAGAGUAGUCAUACACACAAUUUAUAAUCAUUGGUAUGUCUGUAAUGAUGUUGAUUAAGUUGAGUAGUAAUUCAAACUCAACAAAAUAAACUUCAGACUGAGCAGAUUUAUAAGGGGUCAUGGUAAAGGGAAGGGGGCACAGAAUGAUAUUGCACCAUAAACCCUUGUUGCAUUUCCAGCAAUCUGUACGUUUUGUAAUGUUGUGAUGAUGUACAUGUAUUACUGGUAAAACUGCAGUCAGCCAUCUUAUUCAUGUCUCCUCAUCUCUUUCUUAAAUUAAGUUUACACGAAAGACCGACACACUUAUUGAAAGCAGUCAGAAUAAUGUUUGAGUCAUUUACAUAAAAAACUAAUAUUCCAUCCUUUGUUUUGCCCAAGCCGAAAAACAAAUGAAACAUAAAUACUGUAAUGUACAUAAUGUCUAAUUGUUGCCUGACAUUAACAAUCAAAGGACAGAAGUUCAAACAAAACAUAAUAAAAAAACUGGAGAU
Trematomus bernacchii (emerald rockcod) is the source of this 5305-nucleotide messenger RNA. RefSeq lists its product as uncharacterized. The record is from RefSeq and is a predicted model, not a curated record. Gene Ontology annotation, molecular function: protein binding. NCBI's taxonomy places the organism in Eukaryota, Metazoa, Chordata, Actinopteri, Perciformes, Nototheniidae.